ACGUCACAUCCGGUCUGACAUUGAGAACCGAAAACAUGGCGGCAGUGGCAGAAAAACCAACGAAAGAGCGUUUGCUGUCUGUUUUGGAUGAUCUGGAGGUUUUAUCCCGGGAGCUGAUAGAGAUGUUGUCUCUGUCCAGAGCUCAGAAACUACCUCAGCCUGGAGAGGACACACAGAUCCUGGAGCUGCUCGUGCAGAGGGACAGAGAGUUCCAGGAGCUGAUGGGGGUGGCCCAGCAGCAGGGCAAGGUGCACCAGGAGAUGCAGCAGCUGGAGAAGGAGGUGGAGAAGAGAGACAGUGACAUCCAGCAGCUGCAGAAACAGCUGAAGGAGGCUGAACACAUUCUGGCCACUGCUGUUUAUCAGGCAAAAGAGAAGCUGAAAACCAUUGACAAAGCCAGGAAAGGAAGCAUCUCGUCGGAGGAAAUCAUCAAAUACGCUCACAGGAUCAGUGCCAGUAACGCAGUGUGUGCACCGCUCAACUGGCUGCCAGGUGAUCCACGCAGACCUUAUCCCACCGACCUGGAAAUGCGCAGCGGGAUGCUGGGUCACAUGGCCAACCUGCCGUCCAACGGCGUGAACGGACACCUGCCAGGAGAUGCUCUGGCUGCAGGAAGGUUGCCAGGGUCGGGUUGUGGGGGCAGCAGCCUAAACAGAGAGACUUCCCUCUCCACAUGGACCAGCUCAUCCGGAGGAAUCCCAUGGUGUUCCCAGGUCAGCUGAGAGACAUAGUCCCUCCAGGGUGUCCUGGGUCUUCCUCUGGGUCUCCUCCCAGUGGGACGUGAGGCGUCCAGGAGGCAUCCUAACCAGAUGCCUGAGUCACGAUCAAUUGGCUGAUAAUGUCCUUUUGACAAUAUCACAAUCACGUCUUUCUGAUAUUGUUCACCAACUUAAUCUCGUCUGUCUGUUAGCAAAAUAUCUCAUGAACCAUUGGAUCAUGUCAAACAAAUAUCUAGUAACUGACGUUUGAAGUGAACCAGUUUACACAGCUCAUUGUUUGACACUCAAGAUCAAAUGUUUUUCGGCACGUAUUUUGUUCCGCAACUUUUACGCUAUUUCAACAAUUUAUAAAUCAAAACGUCCGGCUCCUUCAGGACAUCCUAUGACUUUUGGUGUUUCAGCUGUUGAUAAUUUUGAAGACGUUUAGCUUUUUUCAGCCACUUUUUUUUUCUCAUUGAAAAUGUAUGGAGCUGUCUUUAACAUCCUUAAAACCCUUCAAAAUGUUCAUAAAUCUUUACUGUACUUUUCAUGCCUCUGCCCCGGAGGAGGCAUACUGUCCUCUGGUUGUCCGUCUGUGCGUUGGCUGUCAGUCACACUUUUGUGUGCUCUGUAACUCCUGAAUGGAGCUAUUUAUUUCAGUCAAAAUUCACAUGAUAAUUGUUCUUGGCCCAGCAGAGGUCUGACAAUAUUUUGGAGUCAAAGCUCAAAGCUGAAGGUCAGGUAAAGUUAUCUCUGUGGCUUGAAUCCUUUUGUUUUGGAGGAUACACAUACGAGGUUGGUCACUGAAUUUAAUGAUAUGGUAAAUAUCAAAGAGGAAGUCAUGUUUAGACAAAUAAUUAAAUACUUCUUAGAAUAUUUAAAUCCAAAAAUAAAGGUCAACAGGUAACUUCAUGCUCAGUACUUUAAACGCAGACGGGUCUAGGGCAGGUGGAGGAUACGUUUCUGCUCUUUUAACUUCUUUGUGCUAAUUUCAGCUUCAUUUGGGUUUUUAUUUUACUGAGUUGUUUUCUGUUUUUCUAUCAUUCUGAACUUUUCUGCUGUAUUUCUGCCAAUUUAAACUUCUGCUGCUUUUGAACUUUUA
This is a messenger RNA of Austrofundulus limnaeus, 1800 nucleotides long. It is a transcript of the gene med4, whose product is annotated as mediator complex subunit 4. Gene Ontology annotation, biological process: regulation of transcription by RNA polymerase II. The record is from RefSeq and is a predicted model, not a curated record. Gene Ontology annotation, cellular component: mediator complex; core mediator complex. NCBI's taxonomy places the organism in Eukaryota, Metazoa, Chordata, Actinopteri, Cyprinodontiformes, Rivulidae. Gene Ontology annotation, molecular function: transcription coregulator activity.